AUGGCUUCGGCUUCUCUCGCUCCCCCGGCCGCCACUGGUACCCAUCUCCAAGUUCCAGGCGCUACCGCAGCCCCUGUGCGACCAAAGUUCAACUCUCAUGUCACAUCCGAUCGUCUCCGUGAAGGUGCCGGCCUAUACCUACCGCCCAUUUUCCAAUCCUCCAGCAGCAACAUCCGCAAGGGACGUAUAUCUGUCUUCAAAGAGACGGGUCUCGACGACUCCUCGGUGCACCAAACUCCUGGCAAUGACAAAUUCUUGGGUGUUGGCACGGUUGCUCAGGAUGGCUCAUAG
This is a messenger RNA of Metarhizium album ARSEF 1941, 291 nucleotides long. RefSeq lists its product as uncharacterized. Bases 1 to 291 code for a protein of 96 amino acids. The transcript has a single exon. The record is from RefSeq and is a predicted model, not a curated record. NCBI's taxonomy places the organism in Eukaryota, Fungi, Ascomycota, Sordariomycetes, Hypocreales, Clavicipitaceae.